Molecule: messenger RNA, 942 nt
Organism: Mycetomoellerius zeteki
Lineage: Eukaryota; Metazoa; Arthropoda; Insecta; Hymenoptera; Formicidae
Exons: 1
Source: RefSeq, a predicted model, not a curated record
GCAUAAUAAUUUUUAUACGAAUAUUAAAAUACAUUUUUUAGUACUUUCACGUUACUGUGUGCCGAUCAGUCAAUCUCAACAAUCCAAAAUGAAAUUAGGAAGUUAUGAUAUCAUCAAUGUAAUGAUAAUAAUGCCACAAUUACAAUUAAUUGAGAAAUUAAGUGGCAGUUAUACAAUUACUAUUAUAUUACUUUAUUUAUGACAGGAACGUCGAAUAUUGAUGUAUUUCCUAUUUUUGGUUGAAAGUAACUCUAUUUUAUUUUUUCACAUAGGCUACAAUAUCUGAGACUAGUAAAGCAAUUUUUCAAAGACAGUUAAAGAAAAACAGAGAAGAAUUUCCACAAGUUCUCAGAACUUUUGCUACAACUCUACAUUUCUAUUCUGCUAGAGCAUACAGUUACGUUAGAAAAACUUUUAUGAAUUCCUUACCGCAUCCUGAAACAAUUAGAAAGUGGUAUCAAAAUGUAAAUGGACUGCCUGGUAUUUCAAAAGAAGCCAUAAAUACUUUGAAAUUAAAAAUUGAUAAAGCUAGCUCUGAAGGUAAAACUUUAUAUUUUAAUUUGGUAAUCGAUGAAAUGUCUAUAAAACAAGAGAUUAUAUGGGAAGGCAAAGUAUGUUACGGAUAUAUGGAUUUAGGGACAGGAAUCAUUAAUGAUUCAUUGCCAGUAGCUCAAUAUGCAUUGGUCUUUUUGGUAACAUGCAUAAAUAGUCAUUAUAAAAUACCAAUUGCGUAUUACCUUAUCCACUCGUUGUCAGGAAAAGAAAGGGCUAACUUAUUAACACAGUGCUUAUUAAUAUUACACGAAGCCAAUGUGCAUAUUGUUUCCGUUACCGUGGAUGGAGCUACUUCUAAUAUUUCCAUGUUGAAUAAAAUGGGAGCCAAUUUGUCAAUGAAAGAUGUGAAUCAGUUAGUACCAUAUUUUAUUCAUCCAAAAUCCAAAA